CAGAGCAUCGUAGUGCUUGGACUGAGCGGCGAAGAAGCAGCAGAAGUGACGUCACCGAAGAAGCAGCAGAAGUGACGUCACCUAAGCAAAAAUGGCGGAGCUCAAGCGCAAGAGGACAAACUACUCCGACGACGGAGGGCCGCAGGAGGAGGGAGGCAGAGUGAAAACUAAGCCUGUCUCUUGUAGCACGCUGGCUGGAGGAGCGAGCGCCCUCAAACGCACGUCCCAGCACCUCGCCUCCGAUGACGAGGACGAACCCCCCGCCGACACACCCGCACCCCGCAAAGCCUCCAAAAUAGGCUUCGGCUUGAGCAGUCAGACUGGCAAAAAGUCCAAUCCCAUAUCCAUCAAGCUUGGAGCAAAUAAAGCCAAAGAACCUGCUCCAACAGUUCCUGCAAAGAAACCUGGCAUGUCCUCGGUGUUCAACGAGGAUGAUGAUAGUGAACCUGAGGAGAUGCCACCAGAGGCCAAGAUGAGGAUGAGGAACGUCGGCAGGGAGACGCCAACAUCGGCAGGACCCAACUCCUUCAACAAGGGCAAGCAGGGCUUCUCUGAUCACCAGAAACUUUGGGAGAAGAAGCUGAAAGCCCAAGCAGACAAGUUGUAAUUAAUUCUUCAACCUCACCUGAGAUAUAAAUAGUCAUAUUUCGUUCAACCACACCUGAGAUAUCAAUAGUCAUAUUUCGUUCAACCAGACAUGAUAUAUUAAUAAUCAUAUUUUGUUCAACCAGACAUGAGAUAUUAAUAAUCAUAUUUUUUCAACCACACCUGAAAUAUCAAUAAUCAUACUUUGUUCAACCACACCUGAGAUAUCAAUAGUCAUAUUUCGUUCAACCACACCUGAGAUAUCAAUAGUCAUAUUUCAUUCAACCACACUUGAGAUAUCAAUAGUCAUAUUUCAUUCAACCACACCUGAGAUAUCAAUAGUCAUAUUUCGUUCAACCACACCUGAGAUAUCAAUAGUCAUUUCUUUCAACCACACCUGAGAUAUCAAUAGUCAUAUUUGUUCAACCACACCUGAGAUAUCAAUAGUCAUAUUUCGUUCAAUCACAACUGAGAUAUCAAGUCAUAUUUCGUUCAACCAGACAUGAUAUAUUAAUAUUUUUUUCAACCAGACAUGAGAUAUUGAUAGUCAUAUUUUCUCAACCACACUUGAAAUAUCUAUAGUCAUAUUUUGUUCAACCAGACAUCAGAUAUCAAUAAUCAUACUUUGUUCAACCACACCUGAGAUAUCCAUAGUCAUAUUUCGCUCAACCAGACAUGAGAUAUUAAUAAUCAUAUUUAGUUCAACCCCACCUGAGAUAUGUGUAGAAAUAAUGUGUAUUGAUGUCUACACAAGAUAUGUAAUAUCCAUGGCAACCAGCUUCUCGACAGGUGAGGCUGCUCAGGUGUUCUCCCCUGCUCGCUUCUCACAUUUGUGUAAAAAUGUACAUAGCAGUGUUUUUAUUUCAUCAUUUGUUGUGUUCAUUUCUGUAGUUUGUCACCGCCAGUUUAUUCCUGUCGCAAUCUUGUUUACUUUCUACUCCACACCUUUUUAUUAGUUCCUGCUUCCUGGUAAAAAUGACAGCUUUGUCUUAGUUGUGAGCUCAACAAGACAAGAUGUCCUCUUCCCUGCUAGUGAACUCUUUGAUAAUAAUACAAAACUUGUCUUUCUUUGAAUCAUUAUGUUGCAAUUCAGUCCAAUAAACAUUUUGAAGAUA
Molecule: messenger RNA, 1700 nt
Organism: Nerophis ophidion (straightnose pipefish)
Lineage: Eukaryota; Metazoa; Chordata; Actinopteri; Syngnathiformes; Syngnathidae
Product: PEST proteolytic signal-containing nuclear protein-like
Exons: 5
Coding region: 92-607 (171 amino acids)
Biological process (GO): protein ubiquitination; proteasome-mediated ubiquitin-dependent protein catabolic process
Cellular component (GO): nucleus
Source: RefSeq, a predicted model, not a curated record